Messenger RNA from Penicillium odoratum, 2154 nucleotides. Its product is annotated as ELMO/CED-12 family protein. The record is from RefSeq and is a predicted model, not a curated record. The transcript is spliced from 3 exons. Bases 1 to 2154 code for a protein of 717 amino acids. Lineage: Eukaryota; Fungi; Ascomycota; Eurotiomycetes; Eurotiales; Aspergillaceae. Gene Ontology annotation, biological process: cell motility; actin filament organization. Gene Ontology annotation, cellular component: plasma membrane.
AUGUACCUCCCGCUUCACCCUUUCACUUCCUCUCCCCACGCCCACAACACUGUUAGGGGCACCAUGGAGAAUGUCAAUGUUCCCGAAUUGGUGGAGCGCCUUGGGAGCGAUGAGGAUGCCGUGCGCAAAAUGGCUGUCUUUAAGCUCCAGGGCAAUAUCGGGGACCCUUCCUUCGCCGACCUCUUUAUCAUUGAGGGUGGGUUGACUCGACUUCGCUACCUGACUCUACAUGCCAGUGGUAAUACAUUGGCAUAUAGUCUUACCAGCUUUGCAAGGCUACUGGAGGUUGAUAAAGGGUGGGAGUGUGUUGAUCAGGAAUUGGUUGAACGGAUUGUCGAAUUGAUUGUCACUCAUCCCCUGGUCAAUAUUCUCCGAGGCGCCAUGUCAAUCCUCGUAUCUAUCGUCUCCCAUCCACACGCCGGAGGCAACCCAGCACAGGCGGAUGUUUUUGGCUUCCGCGCCCUAAAACCGGCGAUCGCAAUCUAUCCCCAGUUCCUGGAGAUGCUGGUCAGUCGGCUGUCUUCGGCGGAUCAUGCUUUAUGCGCCAAUGCACUUCAAUUGAUCAACUCUCUCAUGCGCGACUCUAUUACCUACGACUCGGAGGCAGAAUGGCCGAAAUUCAUCCAGAAACUGCAGGACCUCGGCGUUAUUCGAGCUGUCUAUGUGCUCAUGCAAGACUCGGCCCUUCAGGAUCUUGCACCCCCGCUCGUCGAGUUCCAAUCCCUCACAAAGGUACUUCUCCGGAAAUGGAGAGACAUUCCCCUGCAACAGGAGAAGCCCGAGCACCGUCGCGCAUUGAAGGGAAUCUACCUCGCCAGCAACCCUACAAAGGGAUCGGAAGAAACGACGGAAAAUGGUGACGUUAGCCGCUCGAAAAGACACCAUCCAGAAAAAUGGCGACUGCUAGGAUUCGAGUCCGAAAGCCCUGCAACGGAGUUCUACGAGGUGGGCUUCCUGGGCAUGAUGGACCUGGCGGAUUAUGUUCGCAGCCACCAGGGUGAGUUUCAGAAAAUGCUCCUUGAGCAGUCCACAAAACCGUCGCGUCAACGAUGUCCGAUCGCGCGGGCGUCUCUCGCGGUAACAUCCAUUCUGUACGAACAUUUUGAGGUAGACAAAUCGGAGAUGGACGAUUCCAAGAACUAUAUGCUCAUGGAAUCACGGUCCAGCUUGGAUAAGCUAUUUAAGCCCCUACUUCUUCAUUGGACUCGAUUACAUGUCGCAGGGCUACAGGCCUUUUUCCGAAUGUGGAAGGCAACAGCAGCGGAGACAGAGGAUCUCGAUAAGUUGGUGGAGCUGGUUCGCAUUCUCAUGGAAUCUGUGGUUGGCGGGGCUGGCCGCACCAAAGAUGUCCAAGAUGUCGAAGAGGAGCUGGCUAAUUUCGAAUAUCAUCGGUUGCGGGAACUGCAGAUGGAGCUCCUGGAACUCACCUACGAAGAUGCAUGGGGUCAGCACUUGCGACAGGUGCGCGAAGAACUUCACCACGAAGCUCUCCAAUUUGUCAAAGAACAGCGCAUCCGUUGUUUGUUGCAAGGGGCCUGGUUUUCACUCGAUUUUAAUUCCAAGCUCGAGUCAACGAGCCGGUCUACAGCCUCACAUCAAUAUGUUCAACUAUCGCAUAACCGUCGGUAUCUACAUUUCGGAGAGUUCAAUUCGAUUGGGGAUCGAACUCCCGAGUUAGAUGCUCUACCUGAAAAGAUCGAUCUCUCUAUUGUCUCAUCGGUCGUCUCGAACAUCUCCACUGACCUGGAUCAAUCUUCAUCAUCCACCGUCAAGACAAGUCCACGUCAGGCCUCAACUAAGAUUACCAUCCAUGGUUAUGCACAGCCUUCAACGGCAACGAGCCAAUCAAAAAGUUAUGGACAUGCUCGAACUGGCAGUCGGUCUACACAGAAGGAGACGGUGCUUCUUACGCUCCGACCUGCGUCCCAUAGUGUGGCUUCGGAAUGGUUGGAUGGACUGCUUAUGCUUCUCAGCCAGCAACCGAUUACAGCGGAAACGAACAAACUAAUUGAUUUGGUCAGUAACUAUGGGCUUAAGAUCCGUUUGCUCAAUGUUCGAUUUGACGACGCUACCUUUGCUGGCGAGGCCCCUCCAGUGCCAGCGCGGGAUGGCUUGGAUGAAGAUUACUAUUAUGAUGUGUUUGGAGGCGCCUGA